Lipotes vexillifer (Yangtze River dolphin) is the source of this 2092-nucleotide messenger RNA. RefSeq names its product haloacid dehalogenase like hydrolase domain containing 2 (gene HDHD2). Gene Ontology annotation, cellular component: cytoplasm. The transcript has 6 exons. The record is from RefSeq and is a predicted model, not a curated record. NCBI's taxonomy places the organism in Eukaryota, Metazoa, Chordata, Mammalia, Artiodactyla, Lipotidae. The coding region runs from base 168 to 827 and encodes 219 amino acids. Gene Ontology annotation, molecular function: phosphatase activity. Gene Ontology annotation, biological process: dephosphorylation.
GGAAUGAAGGAUGGCAGCAUGCCGUGCAUUAAAAGCUGUUUUGGUGGAUCUCAGUGGCACACUUCACAUUGAAGAUACAGCUGUGCCAGGUGCACAGGAAGCUCUUCAAAGGCAAGCUGUCCUCCACGUUCAGCUGACAAAUAUGUUUGUUACGUGCUACUUCUGUAAUGGUUAGGUUUGUGACCAAUACAACCAAAGAGAGCAAGAAAGAUCUCUUGGAAAGAUUGAAAAAAUUGCAGUUUGAUAUCUCUGAAGAUGAAAUAUUCACUUCUCUGACUGCAGCCAGAAACUUGGUAGAGCAGAAACAAGUCCGACCCAUGCUGCUGGUUGAUGAUCGGGCCCUACCUGAUUUUAAAGGAAUACAAACAAGUGAUCCUAACGCUGUGGUCAUAGGAUUGGCACCAGACCAUUUUCAUUAUCAAAUUCUGAAUCAAGCAUUCCGGUUGCUUCUGGAUGGGGCACCUCUGAUAGCAAUCCACAAAGCCAGGUAUUACAAGAGGCAAGAUGGCUUAGCCCUGGGGCCCGGACCAUUUGUGACUGCUUUAGAGCAUGCCACAGAUACCAAAGCCACAGUCGUGGGGAAACCAGAGAAAAUGUUCUUUUUGGAGGCAUUGCGGAGCACUGGCUGUGAACCUGAGGAGGCCAUCAUGAUUGGAGAUGAUUGCAGGGAUGAUGUUGGUGGGGCUCAGAAUGUCGGCAUGCUGGGCAUCUUAGUCAAAACUGGGAAAUAUCAAGCAGCAGACGAAGAAAAAAUUAAUCCAGCUCCUUACUUAACUUGCGACAGCUUCCCUCAUGCCGUGGACCACAUUCUGCAGCAUCUACUGUGAACCAUUAUGUGAAUCAGAAGCAACUUGAAACGCAGCUUUUCAUUGUCUGGAAAGAAUCCCUCAACAACUUAAUGCCACUUAAUGACAGGCAGAGACCACUCAGCCCCGUCACCAUUUAACCCUCUUUUAUUGGGCAGUAAUUAGAAAGAAAGGUAUUGAAUUGCAGCCAGACACAAAGCCUGGCUAAUCCCUUUUGUUUUUUUUUUCCGUAAAAGAAGAUGAGAUCCAAAGAAAGGGAAAGCUGAGAUUUUGUGCCAUUCCUUUUAAAAUAUUCAUCAGGUUAGUGGCACUGGGGAAGAGUCUCCUGCAGGGAGCCUGUUCUCUGCUGUCUCCUCGCUGGUAAAUUGGAGGGGUUCAGACUCUGAAUAAAGUUGAAUGGUGUUUUUUAAGUUAUAAAGUACUGCAUUGAAAAGUGCAUUAGGCUGUAGUUUUAAUAUUGAGUUCAACUGUGAAAUCCAUCAGAAGUGCCAAGUAGGGUACAGGACAGAAGAAGCAGAAUAAAGUGUCCUUUAGCCCAAGUGAAGGAGUGAAUUUGCUUUAACAGAUGUUGAAAACUAGAUUAGCUACAGUAUUAUUCGCAGCAUGGGUGACUUCUUUUUCUCUUCGUUAGCCAGAGAUGAGUAAUUUAAAUUUAGAACCUGGUUUUAAUUUAAAAUAAUAUUUCCAUUAAUAACCUAUUCAUUGCAGAUACCUAUUAUACUGUGUAACAGUUGUUUUGGAAAUUUUAUGUAAAAACUAUCAGUAUUUUACAGAUGUUUUAAUUAGACAUUGUUAUUAACAGGAACAGUGCAGAAACUAAAAUCAAGGCUUUAAUGUCUUAUAGACCAUGCAUUUUUGAGGCUAGUGUCCACCCGGGUCCUAUUAACUGUACAUUUGCAAGAUUUCAUUAUUUUUGCCUCUGACACUAUGGGGAAAAUCUUUCAGAAGCUAUUGGGACAGAUUCAAGCACUUAUAUACUUGGUUACUACGGCUGUAAAAUGAAAUCUCGUCUUGCAGCACGGAUUCUUCUUCUCAUGUUAAACCCACCAAAAUGAAGGGGACUAAAUAGGUAGUGAUUUUCUUAGUGCAUUUGCAUACUGUGAUGAUCCUGGGCCUUUGCAGUUGUUUUACUGGGCUCUUGGGCACUGGAUUAUUAGCUUGUAAUUGUCCAUUAUCAUGGUGCUCACCUUAUUGAAGCACACAGCAGUGUUAAUGAGCUUUGGGUUUUGAUGCUUGUUUAGAGAUCAGCUUGGUCUUGGAUGGGAGGGAGCAAAGCUAAAUAAAUG